Messenger RNA from Menidia menidia (Atlantic silverside), 4833 nucleotides. NCBI's taxonomy places the organism in Eukaryota, Metazoa, Chordata, Actinopteri, Atheriniformes, Atherinopsidae. The record is from the annotation of a GenBank genome assembly.
UAAAACCUUGAGACAAGAGGAUGCUCCUCUCUCAAACCCACUGCCAUCUCAGUGGUGGAAAUGGUGGAGUUGGGGUGGGUCAACUUUGAGGUGACAUUGACGCUAUGUAGAUGAGAGUGAGGAUCCUGUGCUCCAUGUUACGUCCCAGCUCGCUUCAACUCAGACGGCGGCAGCUCUUUUCCCCAUCUUCUCUCCCCUCCUCUCUUUCAGCACCUCUCCUUUAAGGACAGCACCUCGCACUCAAAGACGCAUUUCUUCACCAUCUUCCCCUCUUCAGGAUCAUAUAUCUGCUCACUGCCGUCGGAAGAAAACUUUUUCACCUUGGUUUUACCCACUGCAACAAAAGAACUCUUUGGAUUGUCCAUUGAAGGAAACUAUAAUUCCCAGAAGCUCGUUUUACUGAUCCCUGGACCGUCGUCAAGGUGCCUCUGCUACUGUUCCCAUUCUUUCACAGAACGCGAAUUAUUUCUCCUCAAUCAGCUAUUCGCUGUGGACUUGAAUUACGGGACGGAUAAGCAUUUGUCUAUUUGGACCCGUGCCGAAACCCCCAACCUCCCAACACUGAUCAGGACUAUCCGAAACACACCUUGGCCAUGGCUACUAACGGGACCAAAGCCUCGGACGGACACGUCUUGACGGAGACGGUGAAUGACGCGCCCAGCACCACGCCAAAUGAUAAACCCAAAACAUUGGUGGUUAAGGUGCAGAAGACGAAAAAAGACCUACCCGAGAGAGAAACAUGGGGUGGAAAAUUUGACUUUCUCCUCUCUUGUGUCGGAUACGCGAUCGGACUCGGGAAUGUCUGGAGAUUUCCUUACUUAUGUGGAAAAAACGGCGGAGGGGCCUUCUUGAUUCCCUACUUUUUGACGCUUAUAUUUGCUGGCAUGCCCCUGUUCUUUCUUGAGACGGCUCUCGGUCAAUACACUUCUAUUGGGGGUCUUGGAGUGUGGAAGCUGGCCCCGAUGUUCAAAGGUGUGGGUCUGGCUGCUGCUGUUCUGUCAUUUUGGCUCAAUAUCUAUUAUAUUGUAAUCAUUUCCUGGGCCAUUUACUAUCUGUACAACUCCUUCACCACUGAUCUGCCAUGGCAGACUUGUGGCAAUGCUUGGAACACAGAACGCUGCUACACCAACUACAGCAUCGCGGACAACCGAAACCUCACCAGUGCUGUAGUGGAGUUCUGGGAACGUAAUAUGCACCAGCUGACUGAUGGUCUGGAGAAGCCCGGGGAGGUCAGGAUCCCACUGGCUAUCACACUCGCAAUCGCAUGGGUACUCGUCUAUUUCUGCAUCUGGAAGGGGGUCAGCUGGACUGGCAAAGUGGUGUACUUCUCAGCUACAUACCCUUACUUCAUGCUGUUCAUCCUAUUUUGCCGCGGCAUCAGUCUACCUGGUGCCUUUGAUGGAAUUCUCUUCUAUAUCACACCAGACUUUGAAAAACUUAAGCAGUCGGAGGUGUGGCUUGAUGCUGCCACACAGAUCUUCUUUUCCUAUGGACUGGGAUUAGGCUCUUUAAUAGCUCUCGGUAGCUACAAUACCUUCCAUAACAAUGUGUACAGAGAUUCUAUCAUUGUCUGCUGCAUCAACUCCUUCACCAGUAUGUUUGCAGGCUUUGUCAUCUUCUCCAUUGUGGGAUUCAUGGCCAAUGUAACAAAGAGACCCAUUGCUGAUGUGGCAGCCUCAGGACCUGGUCUGGCAUUUUUGGCGUAUCCUGAGGCCGUCACUCAGCUGCCCAUCUCUCCCCUCUGGGCGAUACUCUUUUUCUCCAUGCUGCUGAUGCUGGGAAUUGACAGCCAGUUUUGCACUGUGGAAGGCUUCAUCACUGCACUGGUUGAUGAAUUUCCUUUGGUCCUCCGAAAGCGUCGAGAGAUCUUCAUUGCUGUUGUCUGCUUUGUUUCUUAUCUGAUCGGCCUGUCCAAUAUUACACAGGGUGGACUAUAUGUGUUUAAGCUAUUUGACUACUACUCUGCCAGUGGGAUGUCCCUGCUCUUCCUAGUCUUCUUUGAGUGUAUAUCAAUUUCAUGGUUCUAUGGUGUGAACAAAUUCUAUGAUAAUAUCGAGGAAAUGGUUGGCUACAGGCCCUGUCUGUGGUGGAAGGCCUGCUGGGUCGUUUUCACUCCUCUCAUUGUGGCUGGCGUCUUCUUGUUCAGCGCAGUGCAGAUGGUUCCCCUCACCAUGGGCGAUUAUGUGUUCCCAGGCUGGGGUCAGGGGGUUGGCUGGUGCAUGGCCCUGUCCUCAAUGAUUCUCAUCCCAGGCUACAUGGGAUAUAUGUUCCUCACACUCAAAGGCACAUACAAAGAGCGUCUGCGGAUAAUGAUCAAGCCUUUGACUCUAGUGAAGGCUCAGGAGAAUGGUCCGGACCAGCAAAUGGAAAACCAGAAUCAAAACCAGGCCAAUGAGGAAGCUUACAUCUAAAAGGCUUUGCCUGUCUUUCUAAUUCAACGGCCAGACCGACUCUCCAUCGUAAUCAAGGUUGGGAACAACCACUAGACUUUCAUGUCUGCUUUUAUUCACCUACCUCCUGGGGACACGUGAAACCAACCUGAUUACAGUUAUUUUUAGGGGUUUUCUGUUUGCUUAUUUGUACAAUACAGAGUUAUAAAACCUAUGAGGAAAAACAAACUACCCAGCAAAGUUGUUGUGAUAUUAUGAAUUUCAUUAUGCAAAACAAUUAGUCUUUUUAGAGGAGAAAAUGUUACUUAGAAAAUUACUGUACAUUGAAUAUAUAUAAUUUAAAUCUGGAGGCCCUCAUUGAUUCAAUAGUAUUGUGCUUUUGCGAUAUUAAUUAAUCUACUAAACUGAAAUUAUUGUACAAAGAAAAAUAUCAGUCAAAUGUAUUUUGUUUGUACAUUAAAUACGAAUAUUAAAAUGAAAGCAUAGUUGUAGGUGAAAAAAAAGUUGAAAGUUUGUAAAGUGAAAAUGGAAAAACUACCAACUUAAAGCAAAGACAAUAUGGGAAUGUGCAACAGGUAAGGCCAAAUCUGCUCAUAUGUGUAAACCAUAAUUUAGAGCGACUAUCACUUCUUUGCAGAAACCUGCACUCCACCUGAAAUGUUUACCACCCAAGUCUGGGGCUACAUUAGAAAAGCACAAGUACAGCUUGGAAUUUGGAAGAGUCCAACUUCUUUACGGCAUGACUGAAACCUGUGACAACAGCAAAAAUAAUUUAUAUAGUAUAGCAAGAGACUGUUAUAACUGUUUCUUUGUUUUCUAAAGAACAAUAACUUUAUAUGUUGUCUGAAUCUUUUUUGUAGUCAUUUCUAGGCCAUUUUCUAUAUGUAAGAGUGAGGAGGACCAAAAUGAAGCUGUAGUUUGAACAGCUGGUGGAGACAUCUGACCUGCUGUCUAUAUAUGGUUUAAGUCAAGCACCCCUUUCGAAGCAGUACAGCGGUAGGGUUGAGAAUCCACCUACAAGCACAAACUGAAUCUGUGAACCACCACCUCUAAUGGAUAAAAAGGUAUAGCCAUUAAAGAAUCCCACAUUUGCACUGUUCACUCUAAAAUUCAGAUUUAAGAGUAGUUAGAUUUUUAUGUAACAGGUAACCAAUGAAGUGGAAAGAAGGCGUUGUGUUGCAAUCGACCCAAUGCUCAUGAAUAUUUGUUUUGUUUUUUAAAAUCAGGACAGUGAAUAAGCUGCCAUGGCUGCUGUGCUGCGUUGAAAGUAAUGAGGCGAAUUUCUAUGAUAGCUACAACUAUUCUGACUGGAUUUGUUUACUUAUAUAUCUACUUAGUAAUGCACUCCUCAGGAACAAAGGUGGACGUGACCAAAUUGUCUCAGAUACUACCCUACUACAAUGAUUCAAUAAAUGAAGAAUUUGAACACUGAAACUAGAAGAUUAUACCAUUUUUGUUGCCCAUGAAUCGAACAGGAAGACAGACUUUAAAGAAAGUUUAAAGACUGUAUUGCACGCACAUUAGAACAUUCGAAGACUGAUCCAAAUGUUGCUCUUUUCUUUGUGAUGUCUGGUCUGCUGGUAUAUAUUAUUUGUUUUGGUCCUCAUAAGUAGAAGCUAUACUGUUUUCCUACUUUGUGGCUAGAAUAGAUUACCAGUAGAUGUGUCGGGAUGAAAAAGUUUGGUUCAGUCCAAGAACAAAGGCAGCAAAGCACUGUUGGCAUGACGGUAUGGAUACACCUUAACACAACAUGAACCACAACUUUAAAAGUGAAAAUGAAAAGCUAAAAUGAAUAUUAAGUUAGCACCAUAAACAUAAACAAGUCGAUGCUGAUGUUGUGAAAGACCACAGAUAUCACAAGAAACGAGGAUCCAGAGAAUUUGCUUCUGUGGCAGCUACAUGCGACCGGAAUCAGGUUUAAUCAGUCCCGCUGAGUGUUUUAAUUAGUUUUUUUUUUUUUUAAGAUCUGUGAAUUCACAUGUGCAAUGACUAAAAGGGUUCCAUGAUUUUGUACAAAGUUACCAUACUACAGUUUCUCUCUGGAAUGAUGUUGUAAACUGGACUGUGUAAUUCAUGUAUCUGUGAAUGUCUGUACAACCUGAGUUUUCUUUUCAUUUGUCUUAAUGUUGAACAAAAAAUGUGAUAUUAUUUGCUGUUUUCUGCAAUAAUACUAUCUCAGAAACUAAAGGCACAUAUCUCAACUGUAAAAUUUAUAAUAAAAAUAACAGAUUAGAGUAAUAAUAAAGAUUAUAUAAUAAUGAUAAUGUAAUAGAAAUGUCUAGUCAGAGAAUAUUGUUUUGUAUAUUUCUAGCUGUUUCAUGGGCCUAAUGUAAAAUAUAUUCUAUGUUAAAAUAUAAUAAAUGUCUCUAGAUGGUGUUAUAUGAAAAAGCAUGAUUGCCAUAUAUGUUAUCUGCAAAAAAUAAAUAAAGAUCUAUAGAUUAUA